Molecule: messenger RNA, 631 nt
Organism: Cladocopium goreaui
Lineage: Eukaryota; Dinophyceae; Suessiales; Symbiodiniaceae
Source: the annotation of a GenBank genome assembly
CCUGCAGUGCUUUGGCUUAGUCCGGAGCGCCCGGGUCAUGGAUCACAUGGAUCACAUGGAUCACCAUCACCAUCAUGGGAACAUGGACAUGGCCGGGAACGUGACGGAGGAGGUUUUCUGCCUGGGAGAUGGUCAGGUGAUGAAUAAUGGAUUCCAAAUUGCCAUCGGCUCCGCACAACCCUGCGCACUGUUCCUGUUUCCAGGAUGGGUUGUGGACACUCCAGCGAAGUACUUUGGCGCAUGUUUUGCAGCUUUCCUCAUGCCGACGGUCAUUGUUCUGAUUCAGAUCCUGCGUGAGAAAGUGCUGGAAUCCUCAAAAAACAGUAGCCGCACCUUCGGACUUGAUGCGCUUGCUGCGGCCUGGUAUGGACUCCAAAUGAUGUUCGCAUAUUUCCUGAUGUUACUCGCGAUGCUCUUCGAGACUGGGAUCUUCCUAUGCAUUUGCUUUGGCUUCGUCGCCUCGUUCCUUCUCCUGCAACGCUACAAGCGCUACAAGGGCGUUACAGGGGAGAAGGUGGCCAUGGACGGAGCACCCUGCUGCGCUCUGUGAGAGCGACUGGCUUCAUCUUUGGUUCAUCCGACGGAGAAACCAGACCUGCAGAAAUGGGGAUGGAGAGCAUCAGGAACUGAG